Messenger RNA from Epinephelus lanceolatus (giant grouper), 2993 nucleotides. RefSeq names its product transcription factor AP-2 beta (gene tfap2b). The record is from RefSeq and is a predicted model, not a curated record. Gene Ontology annotation, biological process: anatomical structure development; regulation of transcription by RNA polymerase II; regulation of cell population proliferation. NCBI's taxonomy places the organism in Eukaryota, Metazoa, Chordata, Actinopteri, Perciformes, Serranidae. Gene Ontology annotation, cellular component: nucleus. Gene Ontology annotation, molecular function: DNA-binding transcription factor activity, RNA polymerase II-specific; RNA polymerase II transcription regulatory region sequence-specific DNA binding.
GAGCCCCUAGUGCGCCCCUGUAGUGUCUCGGGUGGUUUUUUUUUCAGUGGGUUAAUAAAAGGCAGCUGCAGCACUACAUGAGACGUGCUUUAUUUUGCAGGAGUGUUGUGUUGGCAGGCUGGAGUUUGGGUUAAACGGAAUAAGACGGUUUCACCUUUGCGCAGGUGUUUAUUGUCUGUGCGUAAAAGUGGUUUUUCUUUGGUGUGACCAUUUUCUACAUGGUCUUGUGCUGGCACGAGGCUGAGUUUUAUCCGGUAUGAGCAGAGGCAUUGAUCCUGGUGAUAUUAGUGUCAUGGUUGACUAGGUGAGCUUUACAACAACCCCUGUUUAUACUGUUAUCCACCAAUUUGGCUUGGAGUGUUUGCGCAGAAACGGUGUGUGCAAAAGUGUCUCCAAUGGCAACAAAGUGUUUUCCCUGCGUCAGAUUUUGCCUAUAAAAGCACCCCCCAAAGUGCGUAUUUUUGGUGAUGGGGGAAUUCCUCACGGGUCUGUCUGGUCACCCUGUUUCGCUUUCUCCUGCGAGAGAGACUCCUCUUUCUAUCUCCUGCUGUUCGCGCGUUUCGGCUCUCCACGGAAUUUAAACGUCACUCACGGUUGCGCGAGAGGCUUCACGCUCCAUGUGUCGCCAGUCCCCUGCCUCGCGCACAUUAAUAUUCCUGUAAGUCUCAGUCAUGAAUAACAAUUACACCGUAUACCGGGGGUAGAGGCGGGCGCUCGGUGCUCACACUCAGAGCGGCGGCAGCUCCGGGCGGAGGAAGGUUCUGCGUGGAGCUGUAGACCAGGCCGUGCCUGCAGAUAUACACACACGCGCUGCUUCUACCUGGAAUGAGUUUGGCCAUCUUGGCCCGACACUAUCUCUGCUAUCCUGCUGUUUUACCGUAAGCCCGCUCGUGACACCAGCAGAGGCUUUACAAAUGUUAGUUCACUCCUACUCCACUGCGGACCGGCAUGACGGUGUCUCGAGCCACAGCUCGCGCCUGUCCCAGCUGGGCUCGGUAUCGCACGCGGGACCCUACUCCAGCGCGCCGCCGCUGUCUCACGCGCCAUCGUCGGACUUCCAGCCGCCGUACUUUCCGCCGCCGUACCAGCCGCUCGCUCACUACCAGAGCCAGGACCCGUACUCCCACGUCAGCGACCCGUACUCUCUGAACUCCCUGCACCAGAGCCAGCAGAGCGCAUGGGGGGCGCGGCAGCGGCAGGACGCCACCGGGGAGCGGAUGGAUAGCUCGGCUCUGUUGGCGCAGCCUCGGGCCUCGCUGCCUCAGCUGCCCGGGCUGGACCCGCGGAGGGACUACGGUGUGCGGCGGCCUGAUGUGCUGCUGCACUCCGCUCACCCGGGACUGGAGCCCGGGAUGGGAGACGGACUGCUGCACGGGCUGCACGGUAUGGAGGAUGUUCAGACUAUUGAGGACACCAACGGCACCAACAUCCUGGAUCAAUCAGUAAUUAAGAAAGUCCCCAUGCCACCCAAGAACAUGGGCUCCCUGAUGCUCGGCAAGGACGGCCUCAUCGGUGGAGUCACCGUCAAUAUCAACGAGGUGUUCUGCUCGGUACCGGGCCGCCUGUCGCUGCUCAGCUCCACCUCCAAGUACAAAGUGACCGUAGGGGAGGUGCAGAGGAGACUGUCCCCGCCCGAGUGCCUCAACGCCUCCUUGUUGGGGGGCGUGUUGAGAAGAGCAAAGUCCAAAAACGGUGGGAAGUGUCUGAGAGAAAAGCUGGAGAAGAUUGGACUCAAUUUACCUGCUGGAAGACGCAAAGCUGCCAACGUCACAUUACUAACAUCUCUUGUAGAAGGUGAAGCGGUCCACCUGGCCCGGGAUUUCGGUUACAUCUGCGAGACGGAGUUCCCCACCAAAGCCGUGAGCGAGUACCUCAACCGGCAGCACGCGGACCCCAACGAGCUGCACACGCGGAAAAACAUGCUGCUGGCGACAAAACAGCUGUGUAAGGAGUUCACAGACCUGCUGGCCCAGGAUAGGACUCCCCUGGGCAACUCAAGGCCCAGCCCCAUCCUGGAACCCGGCAUCCAGAGCUGCCUCUCCCACUUCUCCUUCAUCACGCACGGCUUCGGUUCGCCCGCCAUCUGCGCCGCGCUCACCACCCUCCAGAACUACCUCACCGAGGCUCUCAAAGGACUCGACAAGAUGUUUCUCAACAACCCUCCCAACAACCGGCACGGGGACGGCGGCAACAAGGCCGACAAAGAGGAGAAGCAGCGGAAAUGAAGCAGGAGGGGAGGCAAUGAAGGAGAGCCAAAAGGGAGGCAGACACACAGACAGAGGCGUUACACCGUUACUUCUAGCUUUACACCACUGCCACUGACCUGCCACACACAGGGCCGAGGUGGAGGAGGAGGAGGAAGAGGAGGAAGGCUUGAUAGAGAGAAAAAAAGGCAGAGUAAGACACCUGUGGGCCAGUGUCAGAGAGCACAGAGGGAUGUUUCAUCUGUGUUACGUUCUUUUCAUUCCCCUGAGGACAUGAUGGUUACUGUGUUACAUCCAUUUCGCUCCCCCUGCCUGCAUCCCGUAAGACUGAGAUGCUGUGAGCAGCCAACAAACAACAUUGUGUGUGUGUGUGUGUGUGUGUGUGUGUCUGAGCGAGUGUGUGUGCGCGCUUGUGUUUGUCCUCACACAGAAAAAGCAUUGUGGGUAUGAAGAUUGGGUGAUGAGCAUUCUAUCUGUGAAACAGGUUUGUCUGGUGACUUAACACAAGUACGAGGAGGGAGGGAGGGAGUUAAUUUAUGUGUGUAAAUAUUUAUUUAUAUUAAUUUAAAUGGAUGGUUGUGUAAAUAGGUGCACCAGCUACUUUGGAGUAGGCCUAUUUAUCUGUGAUUCGACCUUUGUGAGCCGGCGGGGGGAGGCAGGACUCAUCCAGUGUUUUUCUGUUCUUAUAGAGCUGUUGUCAUGGUGCUGAUGAUGGGUAGACAUGCUUCUAAUUGUCCAGUGAUUUCAUUUCUAUCACAUUGAUAAUAAACCAUGUGUUUUAUUAUGCGA